This is a messenger RNA of Penicillium verhagenii, 1575 nucleotides long. RefSeq names its product cytochrome P450. The record is from RefSeq and is a predicted model, not a curated record. Lineage: Eukaryota; Fungi; Ascomycota; Eurotiomycetes; Eurotiales; Aspergillaceae. Gene Ontology annotation, molecular function: iron ion binding; oxidoreductase activity, acting on paired donors, with incorporation or reduction of molecular oxygen; monooxygenase activity. The coding region runs from base 1 to 1575 and encodes 524 amino acids. The transcript has 6 exons.
AUGGCGCUUCUAACUGAGUUGCUGAGCACUCCCUACUUUGUUGAGGGGGUCUGUGUUGCGCUCUUGGUCGUGUUUGCCUCCAGCAUUUGGGAUGAUAUCUCCGAUGAGAUUCCCUAUUCUCGAUUUCCCUUGGUUGGAAAGAGCUGGUGGGAUGUUUCCAACAAGAAGGCCAAGUCUCGCUUUCGACAAUCGGCGCGUUCGUUGAUCGCCGAGGGCUUUACAAAGGGCCGCGAUGCCUUUCAGGUCAUGGCGCCAGCUCGGCCAUUGAUUGUUCUACACCCAAAGUAUAUCGAUGAAAUCAAGAGUCACCCUCAUCUGGAUUUUGAAGGCGCCACUCGAAAAAACUUCUUCUCAAACCGUAUCGCUGGCUUCGAACCGUUUCACCCCAAUGGAGCUUCUAGGAUUAUCCAAGAUGCAGUGCGGAUCAAGUUGACUCAGGCGCUUGGUGGCCUUACAAUCCCCCUCUCCAAGGAGACAGCAGCGACAGUGAAAGACACUUUCCCCCCAUCGAAUGAAUGGAAGCCAUACAAUUUCGCCAGCAAAGUGCCAUAUAUGGUGGCCCGUAUCUCCACGCUCAUUUUCCUUGGCGAGAAGGCCUGCCGUAACGAGGACUGGAUUGACGUCGCCGUUAACUACACGAUCCUCGCCUUUAAUGGAGCCCGCGAGCUACAGAUGUGGCCAUCUAUCCUACGCCCAGUUGUGCACUACUUCAUGCCAUCCAUGCAAAAGCUUCGCUCGCAUCUGGCCGUCGGUAGAGCCAUUGUGAAUAAAGAGAUUGAGAAGCGCAACAUGAUCCGUGACGGCAAACUGCCAGCGGAGGAUCCGCCCCGGACCCACGCCGAUGCCCUCGACUGGUUUGAAGAACUAUCCGAGGCCUAUGACACGCCCUUCGAUAUGGCACGCGGACAGGUCUCGUUGUCCAUGGCAGCUAUUCACACCACCUCGAAUCUUCUCACGAACAUAAUGUACGACCUAGCAGCGUACCCCGAAUAUAUUCAACCCAUGCGCGACGAAAUCGCAGCCGUCAUUGCUGAGGAUGGCGAGUUCAAGAAGACUAGCUUGUUGAAGCUGAAGUUGAUGGACAGUGUGAUGAAGGAGUCACAGCGCACGCACCCAGUCAGCUUGACAUCUAUGAACCGCCUCGCCCUAAAAGCAAUCCCGCUAUCAGACGGCACAGUCAUCCCCAAAGGCGCCCUGAUCGCCGUUUCUGCCCACGUCAACCUAGAUGAAACCAUCUACCCGAAUCCCGAAAAAUAUGACGGAUAUCGCUUCCUCAAGAAGCGUCAGGAGCCAGGCCAUGAACACAAGCACCAAUUCGUUACAACUACUCGUGAAAGCUUCGGUUUCGGUCACGGGCUUCACGCUUGUCCAGGCCGAUUUUUUGCGGCUAAUGAGUCGAAAAUAUUGCUUAUUCAUUUACUUCUCAAGUAUGACUGGAAGUUGAAAGAGGAUGGCGGACGGCCGAAGAACUUUGAGAUGGGCAGUGAGAUUGUUACUGAUCCAACAGUUGAGCUCCUCUUCAGAUCUAGGGAGCCUGGGAUUAAUCUCUCAAAGCUUGGUGAGGCAAUUGCAUAG